GACCAGCCACACAGGUGAGCUCUGCCUGCUUCAUGCUUCAGCUAAUGAUUGUUUUGAUUAUUGAUUGAGAUUAUUUGACAGAAACAGGUGAAAAUAUUCAGUUACUCUGAGACUCCAGGGAGAGAGAGAGAGAGAGAGAGGCCUUGUGAUUGACCAAUAACUGAAAUCACUUAUCAAUAUUGUUGCUGGUUAAUUUUCUGUCAAUCAGUUGAUCAGCUGAAGUUUCAGUUUCUAUAAUGCAGUUUUUAAAUCUUGGUUUUCAGGAGGUUGCAGUUUCCUUCAGAGAUCAGAUCAGUUUAUUAGGAACAGGUUUGUCUCUACUCCCCUGUGUCUUCCUCCCCACAUGCCAGAGUCUGUCAUGUUAAUUACAUGUCUGCUGUCCCCUCCCUGCAUGUCUGAAGGUGUCUGCAAAAUGUCAGGCUGCAGCAGAAACGUGGACGACAUGAGGGCGCUCCUUCAGUCCUGCAAAAGCUUCGGUCCGCAGCAGAGGAUGAAGUUCUACGACAGCUGGGCAGAAACGUACGAACAGGACUCAGAGGUGAUGAACUACAGAGCGCCACAUCUGGUCAUAGACUUCCUGAACGCCAACUUCUCCGGGGAUCGUCAGGGGGCUCGGGUUUUGGACGUCGCCUGUGGAUCUGGACUGGUCGCUAAGCUGAUGUUUGAACUGGGCUUCAGACUCUUUGUGGGAGUGGACGGCAGCAGAGGAAUGUUGGACCAAGCUGCCAAGACCGGCCUCUACCAGAACCUCAGACUGGCCUUACUGGGAACACAAGCACUGCCUGCACAGACCGGUGCGUUUGAUGUGGUGAUCAUCGUCGGCGCGCUGCGUGACGGUUUCGUGCCGGUCAGUGUGGUCAGGGAGCUCUGCUGUGCCGCCAAACCAGGAGGCUUGGUUUGUAUGUCCAGAGUGGAUCCAAGGUCCGAGUCUGGAGACAGGUACAAGGCGUGUAUGGAGCGUGAGCUGCAGCUGAUGGAGGAGGAGGGGCUGUGGACUCAUGUGGUCUCUGCAGACAUGCACAGAUACAUGAUGGACGUUUACAACAGUUCUAAUCAGGAGGAGCAGAACCAGCAGUACCUCAGUGGAACCAUGUCACUCUACAGGAAGUCACCUCGUUAGGGUCCAGUAGCUCGUUCCGGGAUUCACACUGAAAAUGUUAUGAAUGAAUCAUUUUAAAUAAAUAAUGUAAU
Messenger RNA from Seriola aureovittata, 1191 nucleotides. Its product is annotated as methyltransferase-like protein 27. Lineage: Eukaryota; Metazoa; Chordata; Actinopteri; Carangiformes; Carangidae. The transcript has 5 exons. The record is from RefSeq and is a predicted model, not a curated record. The coding region runs from base 344 to 1120 and encodes 258 amino acids.